Lathyrus sativus (Indian pea) is the source of this 246-nucleotide messenger RNA. The record is from the annotation of a GenBank genome assembly. NCBI's taxonomy places the organism in Eukaryota, Viridiplantae, Streptophyta, Magnoliopsida, Fabales, Fabaceae.
AUGCUGGACUUUCUUCCCUAUGACAACUUCAUUUUCACCGAAUGUAGUAAUUUACUGCAUUGUUUUGUAAACAGAAGUCAUUGGGUUCAGGUAAACAUUAAAGAAGGGUUUUCAUUGCCACCGGUGAUAGUAGAUUGGAAGAAGUUUCAUUCUCCAGCAGCAACAUCUUGGAUGCUAGGAUUUGCACGAUGUCUACAACAUUGGCAACAACUUACGCCUAUAUUACCAACGCAUUAUAAAUUAUAA